Messenger RNA from Octodon degus (degu), 1093 nucleotides. It is a transcript of the gene Fam180b, whose product is annotated as family with sequence similarity 180 member B. The coding region runs from base 18 to 563 and encodes 181 amino acids. The record is from RefSeq and is a predicted model, not a curated record. NCBI's taxonomy places the organism in Eukaryota, Metazoa, Chordata, Mammalia, Rodentia, Octodontidae. The transcript is spliced from 3 exons.
CUCUGGACGUGGCGGGCAUGGCUGGGGCGCCGCGGGGCCUGCUUUAUCUGGUGGCUGGUGUUUGCCUCCUCCUCCCUGCGGUGACUCUGACCCCACACUUUGCAGGGCAUCCCAUGGACAGCGCCAGCAUGAGACAGGAGCCAGAGGCCCCGGAAGUGAUGUUUGAGCUGCUCUGGGCUGGGUUGGAGCUGGAUGUCACAGGGCAGCUGCACAUCUGGGAUGAGGAACUGGCAUCCACACGGCCAGGGCGCCGCCUCACACUCCUCUUGCAGCAGCUCAUGCCCAGGGACCUGAACGGUGCUGAGCAGCAGCUGAGGCAGUUCCAGGACCUGCGGGAGGGGCCACCCCUUGGCCCCUGGGACUUCCAGCAGCUGAUCCUCACAGGCCUGUCCUGCAUCUAUCAGCUCCAUGCAGCCAGUGAGGCCGAGGAGCGGGGUCACUGGGCACAAGUCUUCACCCUCCUGACUCGGGAAGUGCUCUGGGACCUGUGCAAGGACUUCUGUCCCCAGGGCCAGCCCCCUUCACUGGGGCCCUGGGCCUCCAUCUUUGACCCUGUCUCCUGACGCCUCCCUUUCACUUGCCAUUUCCUCUUCCUCCUGACAUCUCCCCUCAACCAGAGCCAGACCUGUCCUGGAGCGGGGCUCCCAGUGACACCUGCAUCUUCCUACUCAGGCCCUUGGGCUUGGCUUGCACCUAGGUACCUCUACCCUGAUGCUUGCCUGGGUCCAGGUGGCAGGCACACAGCUAAAGGCAGGGCAUGCAGGCAGUGUGUGAGCACGCGUGUGGGAGCCAGGCAUCAGGACUGAGAAGUGCUUAACAGUGGGAAGUGAAACUGCUCUGAGGAAUCCUAGCACCCAGUCCUAAUUGCCACGUCUCUCCAGACCUGACUGAGACUUUGGCCCACACCCGACCCCAUCUGGGCCAGAGCACAAACUGGGCUUCUCUCGUGUCUGUCCAUGGACAGCAGGAAAGUAGCUGAAAGAACAUGAUGUCUAGGGAGGGAGGGAAAAUGACUUUGGUUCUAUGUCAACAAACCUCCACUAAGCGUGUCAGGAAGAAUGAGGCUGGAAGGGGCCCUCAGGCUGGCUGGGGG